This is a messenger RNA of Branchiostoma floridae (Florida lancelet), 1868 nucleotides long. Its product is annotated as gastrula zinc finger protein XlCGF8.2DB-like. Gene Ontology annotation, molecular function: DNA-binding transcription factor activity, RNA polymerase II-specific; RNA polymerase II transcription regulatory region sequence-specific DNA binding. Gene Ontology annotation, biological process: regulation of transcription by RNA polymerase II. NCBI's taxonomy places the organism in Eukaryota, Metazoa, Chordata, Leptocardii, Amphioxiformes, Branchiostomatidae. The transcript is spliced from 3 exons. Gene Ontology annotation, cellular component: nucleus. The record is from RefSeq and is a predicted model, not a curated record. Bases 252 to 1334 code for a protein of 360 amino acids.
GGUGACCUCUUGACCCCAACUGAACCCCCGCGGUUCACUGACUCUAGCUUGGCGGCACCGGUCAGCGUCCCUGACAAGAAAGGAAAGACCACGUCUCAUUGUUGCUUUCUUUGGUGAGUGAUAAAAGGAAUUCACAAAAGUCCUUGCAAUUUUUGGAUGCAGCUACCAGAAAUUGCUGUUGGGUAGACUGAUCCAGUCCUGCAGAGCACCAAAUUAAAGGUAUAACAAGUCCGAGGCGAGCGAUCAAAGAAAUGGCUGACUCAGACUUUGGAUUCCGUGUGGAAGAGCAUACCAGAAAAAAAUCGUUUCAAUGUGCAGACUGUGGGUACAGGACAUUACAUAGCAUUUACCUAUCUGACCAUAUGGAAUUUUGCCCUGGAGAAAAACCCUUCAAAUGUGGGGAGUGUAGGUACAGUACAGCUAGCAGGUCAAGUUUAUCUGACCAUAUGAAACGUCACAGAGGAGAAAAAACGUUCUACUUCAAGUGUGCGGACUGUGGGUACAAAACAACAAAUGAGUCUUACUUUUCCAACCAUACGAAAUCUUGCACAGGAGAAAAACGUUACAAAUGCGGGGAGUGUGGGUUCAGUACAGCUUACAAGGCUAGUUUAUCUCACCAUAUGAGGCGGCACACAGGAGAAAAACCAUUGGUUUGUGCCGAUUGUGGGUACAAGGCACCACAUAGCCAGGGGUUAUCUGACCAUAUGAAAUCUUGCACAGGAGAAAAACCUCACAAAUGUGGAGAGUGUGGGUACAGUACAACUAACAAGUCUCACUUAUCUGCCCAUAUGCAACGUCACACAGGAGAAAAACCCUUCAUGUGUGGGGAGUGCGGGUACAGAACAACUACGAAGUCGUGCUUAUCCCAUCAUAUGAGAACUCAUACAGGAGAGAAACCCUACAAGUGUGACCAGUGUGACUAUUCUGCUGCGCAGAAAUCCAGUUUGAACGCCCAUCGACUAAAGCACACCGGUGAGAAACCCUAUAAGUGUGGGGAGUGUGAGUACCGCACAGCUAAUAGGUGUUAUCUAUCUGACCAUAUGAAACGUCACGCAGGAGAAAAGCCGUUCAUGUGUGGAGAAUGUGGGUACAGAACUGUUAAAAAGUAUGACCUAUCUAGACAUAUGAGUGUUCAUACAGGAGACAAACCCUUCAUGUGUGGGGAGUGCGGGUACAGAACAACUACGAAGUCACGAUUAUCCAAGCAUAUGAGAACUCAUACAGGAGAGAAACCCUACAAAUGUGACCUGUGUGACUAUUCUGCGGCACAGAAAUGCAAUUUGGACGUCCAUCGACUAAAGCACACCGGUGAGAAACCCUAUAAGUGUGGGUAAUGUGAGUACAGCACAGCUAAUAGGUGUCAUCUAUCUGAUAUGAAACGUCAUUCAGGAGAAAAGCCGUUCAUGUGUGGAGAAUGUGGGUACAGAACUGUUAAAAAGUCUGACCUAUCUAGACAUAGGAGUGUUCAUACAGGAGACAAACCCUACAUGUGUGGAGAAUGUGGGUACUUUAUCACAGCACAUGAGAAUCCACACAGGAGAAAAAAACCUUACCAAUGUGACCUCUGUGACUAUUCUGCAACCCAUAAAUCCAGUUUUAACAGACAUCGUGCAAGACAUGUAGAACAUACCGAUGAGAAACCUAACAUUUGUGGCUAGUGUUGGUCCAGAAUUCCCACCAAGCUUAACUUGACCACACACAUGCAAACUCAUACAUCCAAAUUGCACGUAGGAAAAAAUGUGGUAUGUGUUACUAUUCUGCUAUGCAAAAGUGGGCUUUAGAUGUCCAUCGAGUUAAACACAAAUCCUACGUGAGAGGGAAGUGAUUGUACAUGGCGGCUGUAAGGUCUCCUUGAUGAAAACAUGACA